This is a messenger RNA of Daucus carota subsp. sativus, 1893 nucleotides long. Its product is annotated as glucose-6-phosphate/phosphate translocator 2, chloroplastic. Gene Ontology annotation, molecular function: triose-phosphate transmembrane transporter activity; antiporter activity; phosphoglycerate transmembrane transporter activity. The coding region runs from base 360 to 1529 and encodes 389 amino acids. The transcript has 5 exons. Gene Ontology annotation, biological process: transmembrane transport. Gene Ontology annotation, cellular component: membrane; Golgi apparatus. NCBI's taxonomy places the organism in Eukaryota, Viridiplantae, Streptophyta, Magnoliopsida, Apiales, Apiaceae. The record is from RefSeq and is a predicted model, not a curated record.
GCUCGUAGUCACCUUUCCCUAUGCAUGAUACUCCACUCCACUCCGCCGCUUUUAAACAAAACGCCCCAUUAGUUUGAUCUUCAUUCUACAUCGUUAAUUUCGAAGAUUUCUCACUCGUUUCUUGUUUAAUCCGUCGACCCAUUCGGACAAUUCCACUGAAUAUCCUCUCUUUCUCCACAAAGCCCCACUCUUUAGUGUUUUCUACAAUUGCCAGCUUAGUUGUGCUAAUACUAUUGUUACAAUUUCAAUGUUUUUCUUUGUUUUCUUAAAGCCCAUUGUUUAGUUCUUAAUUUUGGUUAAACCCAUUUGAUUUCAUCAUUUAUUUUGCUUACCAUUGUUUUGUUUCCUCCUUAAACACCAUGAUUUCUUCUUUAAUGCAUUCAAGUCCCUCUUUUCAAGUAAUACCCAAAUGGGGUUUAGCUAAGAACCCUAAAUUUGUGGUACACAACCAUGUUGAUUGGUCAAAAGCUGGUGUCUUGAGGCAAAAGCCUUUAAAUUUGGUAUCUGGGUUUGAUUUUGUUUCUUUAUCUGGGUCUAAAAAGGGUGAUUUUGUGUGUGAAGCUUAUGAAGCUGACCACUCAAAGCCUUUGGAUAUUAACAUUGAUUUACCUGCACAAGUGGGUCCUUCUGAGGCUGCUCAGAAGCUUAAAAUCGGUGUUUAUUUUGCUACUUGGUGGGCUUUGAAUGUGGUGUUCAAUGUGUAUAAUAAGAAGGUUUUGAAUGCAUUUCCUUACCCGUGGCUUACAUCUACUCUUUCGCUUGCGGCGGGGUCUUUGAUUAUGUUGGUUUCUUGGGCUGCUAGGAUUGCUGAAGCUCCCAAGACCGAUCUUGAGUUCUGGAAGACUCUUUUUCCGGUCGCGUUGGCACAUACGAUUGGACAUGUAGCAGCUACUAUUAGCAUGUCAAAGGUUGCGGUAUCUUUUACUCACAUUAUCAAGAGUGGUGAACCAGCUUUUAGUGUGCUGGUUUCAAGGUUUAUACUUGGAGAACAUUUCCCCAUGCCAGUUUAUUUGUCUCUUUUGCCAAUUAUUGGUGGUUGUGCACUCUCAGCUGCAACCGAGCUUAAUUUUAACAUGACUGGUUUUAUGGGAGCUAUGAUAUCAAAUUUGGCUUUUGUCUUCCGCAACAUUUUCUCAAAGAAGGGAAUGAAGGGAAAAUCUGUCAGUGGGAUGAACUAUUAUGCUUGUUUGUCUAUGUUAUCUUUACUAAUUCUAGCACCCUUUGCAAUUGCUGUGGAGGGCCCACAAAUGUGGGCAGCUGGCUGGCAAACAGCUAUAUCUCAGAUCGGGCCAAAUUUUGUAUGGUGGGUGGUGGCCCAAAGCGUAUUCUAUCACUUGUAUAACCAGGUGUCAUACAUGUCUCUGGAUCAAAUCUCUCCCUUGACUUUUAGCGUAGGAAAUACAAUGAAACGAAUAUCUGUCAUAGUCUCCUCCAUCAUAAUUUUCCGCAACCCUGUCCAACCUGUCAAUGCCCUUGGAGCUGCUAUAGCUGUAGCUGGGACCUUCCUUUAUUCACAGGCAAAGCAGUGAAAAGCUUCGACUUGUUACUUUACGUAAAUGAUAAAAAGAUGCAGAGAAAAUUCUCUACCAAAAAAGAGGGCUAGGGAAGCUAGAAGUGUUCUUUGCCUUUGAUCAGCAUGUAUCUGGAGUUGGAUCAGUUGGGACAACUUGAGGACAUCAUAGAAGUAGUUUUUGUGAUAAUCAUAUGAUAGUUGCUUAAAGAGACGGCAUUCGGGAACUCCCAUACAGUUUUUUCGAGGAAAUCUUCUAUGCUAAAUAAACUCAUUUCUUGAGGAAUAAAUUUAACAAUAGUGCCUUUGCUGAAAUAUAUAUAUGAACUUUGCAUAUUUUGUUGCUUUAAUUUGUUGCCCCUUGACUCUUUGUUUCUCUUCAA